Molecule: messenger RNA, 2008 nt
Organism: Colletotrichum destructivum
Lineage: Eukaryota; Fungi; Ascomycota; Sordariomycetes; Glomerellales; Glomerellaceae
Product: Putative BTB/POZ domain-containing protein
Exons: 1
Coding region: 237-1667 (476 amino acids)
Molecular function (GO): protein binding
Source: RefSeq, a predicted model, not a curated record
GUCUGCCGUGAGCUCAGCCUAUAUGAAGCCGCCACUUUCCUCUCAUUUCGGAAGGGAAGUGCUUUCAUGUCUCUCUGCUGCUUUCUGGCCCUUUGGUUGCGAUCUCCAACGGCUUACUCGGCUCACUCCUGCCCCGGCCGCAGCAGUGCGCCGCGCUCUACUGUGUCGCUGAACACAGCCAUCUGUACCUCUUUGCACAACUCGGUCGACCGAAGGCCUCCGCGCCAACUCCAAACAUGUCUGUUCGCGGUCGCGGUCGUGGUGAUGGUGAUGGUGAUGGUGACGGGGGGCGCGGCGAAUGUGGUGCAGCUGGUACAGCUCAGACUCUGGGUGAUGUGAUGCGAGGGGGCCCUAUCCAUUCUCCUGACAUAAUUGUCAUCGACCAGACGUACGACGAAGUGAGUCGAAAAGACGACCUCAGCCUCAGCGAGGACCUCUGGCUGAGCUCGGCCGACGGCCGGUACAGCUCAACCAUCAUACCUCUACGUGUCGGGCGGGCGCCUGUUCAAGAGGUUUUUUAUGUGCAUAGGGAUGUCUUGCUCUCGACCGAGUACUUCCGAAAAGCACUUUGCGGAGACUUCAGAGAAGCCGAAGCGCAGUCGAUGGACUUUCCUGAAGAGGACCCGGCCAUCUUUCACUUCCUCGUUGCCUUCUUGUAUCAGAGAAGCUUCGUCCCAAUCAGGCCUGCGGCAUCCGCGCUUGAUGUCGAUGAGUCGGGCCGGGGGAAGGCGCAGCACCAGCACGACCCGAGCUACAGGAGCGAGUCCGAGUCGGAGAUCUCGUCCUCGGAGGCCAGCGACACGAGUGCCAGGAGUCGGCUCAGGGCGCAACGGCGGCAACGGCGACGAGAGCGGCAAUGGGAACGCUUGAACCGAAAACAACCCGGCGUGCACCGCCCGGAUUGCAGAUGCCCGCGGUGCACCACCACGGCCGGACCGCCAUGCUGGAACUGCGGCGUCAGUCGCGCGAGGCCGAUGCCGGGACACCUACCGCCGCACAUUAUCCCCCCGAUCCCAUCAACGAGGCCCGCCGUCAUGCCACCGCAUCGCCGCCGCCGCAGUCGACAGCCAAUCCUCACACCGCCAGGGUCGACCCCUUCGGUCGGCGCAUCGACCUCGGCUAACGACGAAUUUAUGGAUGGCGACCGCAUACGGGGCGACGACAUGCGCACGUGGCUCGCCAUCUAUGACCUCAGCAUUUCCGUCUACGCGUGCGCGAACAAAUACCUUAUGGACGACUUCAAAACCGUCAUCCAGCGCCACUGCGUCGACAUGCUCGAGUCCGCCGGCCCCGACGCAGCACAGUCGGCGGUCCUCCAGCUGUGCUCGAAGCUGUACACCGCCGUGCCCGAGUCCGACCCGUUGUUGAAGAUGAUCUUCGCUCGCAUCGGCUUCUUGCAGCCUCUACUAUGGCAGCGGGCGCCGCAGCAUACGUCCGAGUUCCUCGUCGGACAUCCAGAGGUAGCGGCCCUGAUGCUCCGCGAGACGGCGAUCCGGAGAGAAGAGGACCUGGGCAGCAGAGCGCUGCCGUCGAUGGAGCGGGCGAUGCACCCGCACACCAUGCCCGCGUGGUCGGCCGGUCCCCCCAUGCACCCUCACAUGCGGCGGCCGCCGCCGCCGCCGCCACUGCCACAUUGGCACCCGGCUCCCCGUUUGGCCUUUGAGUAAUCGCGACGGGGUCUUGGUUCUUCUCAGCCGUGGGUUGAAGCUGUGGCAGCCAGGCACGUCGCGACGGUACAUCGAGCAGGGAAGAUCGUCGCCAUGGUUCGGCUCACACCUUUUGCGCGUGAUUUGAGCUGGGCCGAACGACCCAAAACAAAAACAAAAGGGGAGGGGGCACACAUAAUACAUAUCAUCGGAUGACCAGGGCGAAACUCUGUUUGAUCGAACUUCCAUCCUCGGGAUCCUUUGUCCCAUGGCGACGGAACCCACGUCGCUUUUUGUUGAGUAAAUCCCCCCUCCCCUUUUAGAUAGCUACCACAGGAUAAAAAAAAAGAAAUUGAACCCCC